AUGAGAAGACUAUUGACAAUUGUGCCAUUCGCCCUCGUUGCAGGCUCAUGCACUAUGCUUUUGUUCGUUCUACUCAGUGGUGCUACCGACAACCUGAAAUUCCUCAACAAAUUCUACUUCUCAAGUGUGACCACAUCAGCAGAGACCAGAUGGACACUGUAUGCCAUCUGCUCCCCCAAUGGCGAUGGAACCGUCUACUGCUCUAAUAGGGAGCCUGCCUACCCAUACUCCCCAUCUGACAAUUUCGGUGAUAGCUUGGUACCAAAUGAUUUUGUCAAGAACAGAAAUACCUACUUCUACUUGCUGAAAAUCGCAUAUGCAUGGUUUCUUCUUGCCCUCAUAUUCUCGCUCUUGGCGCUUGGACCAAUUUUGUGGUCGUGCAUCUGGCGUGGCUUUCUUACUGGGUUCUUCGCUUCGUUUGUGAUUGGAACAGCCUUCCUCUUUUCGCUUCUUGGGUCUCUGUUCAUUACUGCUGCUCAUGUCAAAGGUGUCAAGGCAUUCAAGAAGGCAGGCUACCAGGCCAAGGUGGGAAGAGAUAUGAUGGUUGUUAUCUGGUUGCUGUUUGUAUUCUUGUUGGCAUCUUUGAUCUGGAUGAUCUUUGUUGGAAUUCAUGGUGCAGAGGAGGAGUUCGAAGAUCACGAAAGCCAUUUCGAGAAGCACCUGCGCCAUAGCUCGGAACUGGACUAA
Messenger RNA from Sungouiella intermedia, 687 nucleotides. The record is from the annotation of a GenBank genome assembly. NCBI's taxonomy places the organism in Eukaryota, Fungi, Ascomycota, Pichiomycetes, Serinales, Metschnikowiaceae.